Molecule: messenger RNA, 2562 nt
Organism: Cyphomyrmex costatus
Lineage: Eukaryota; Metazoa; Arthropoda; Insecta; Hymenoptera; Formicidae
Gene: Fatp1
Product: Fatty acid transport protein 1
Exons: 12
Coding region: 11-2320 (769 amino acids)
Biological process (GO): long-chain fatty acid import into cell; long-chain fatty acid metabolic process
Cellular component (GO): plasma membrane; endoplasmic reticulum membrane
Molecular function (GO): long-chain fatty acid transmembrane transporter activity; long-chain fatty acid-CoA ligase activity
Source: RefSeq, a predicted model, not a curated record
GUUAUUAUACAUGGCGGAUUCAAUAUCGAAGAUGUCAGUUAAUCACAACAAUAGAAUAAACGUUACACACAUGGACAAAGAUUGUGAUAUCGAGCGCGGCGAGACCCGAUUCGUAGGGGUAUCCUCGGUGUCGGCGUCGACGUCGGCGUCGGUCUCGGCGUUGGCAUCGACGCCGACACCGCUACAUGAGAGCAACGCCAACAGAUAUGACGCCUCGAGGGCAACGUCCGGAGUGGGGCACAUAGCGAACGCACCAUCAGGUACGCAUAAGGACGCCCAGACAACACGUGCCAGCGCGAGCGCGGCAUUAAGAUCAGAGCGGGAUCUCAACGGGAGUACAAGUCGUUGGAGAACGGUCGGCCGGUUUCUGCGGCGUCUCACUCUCAUUAUGUUACUGCUGGUAGCUGUGGUUGGAGUACUAGCUGUAAUAGUCAUCUACAUGGGUCCGAUUUACCUCGUACAAUUACUCAUAGUGAUCUCCGUUGCCUAUUUUGUCGCCGGUGGCCGCAUGAGAUGGCUCUACGUUGCCCUUAGGACGAUACCACGGGAUUUCAAAGGACUAAUAGGAUAUGUUAGAAUGAUGUGGUCAGUACAUGGUCACGGAAGAAAAAACAGAAGCGUCGCCGAUAUAUUUAGACAACAUGUCAAUCGUCAUCCUAAUAAAAUCUGUUUUAUAUUUGAAGAUGAAGAAUGGAGUUUUCAGCAGAUAGAAGAUUUUAGUAACAAAAUUGCAACGAUAUUUAAAACUCAUGGUUAUAAAAAAGGAGACACAGUUGCUUUACUGUUGGAGAAUCGACCAGAAUUUAUUGCGAUUUGGUUAGGUUUGAAUAAACUUGGUGUGAUAACUGCUUUAAUAAAUACCAAUUUACGUAAGAGCAGUCUUUUGCAUUGUAUCAAUAUUGCAAAGUGUCAAGCACUUAUAUAUGGCACCGAGUUUUUUGACGCUGUGACAGACAUCGCCUUAACAUUAGAUGCUAAGUUAACGUUGUAUAGAUUCGGAAAUCAUCCGAAUCCAAUGUCAGUCGGAUUAAAAGAGAAAGAUUUGAAUACUAUGUUGUUGGAUACACCCGCUGCACCACCGGUAGUACAAGAAAAAAGUGAUUAUCACGAUAAGCUUUUGUACAUUUACACUAGUGGUACUACAGGUCUUCCCAAAGCAGCCGUUAUUACUAAUUCGAGAUAUAUCUUUAUCACAAGCUCAGUACAUUAUAUGGGAAUUUUGGGAAAUUCUGAUAGAAUAUAUACACCUUUGCCUUUAUAUCACACAGCUGGUGGAAUAAUGGCUGUGGGGUUAGCUUUAGCAUAUGGACAUACGACAGUGAUUAGGAAAAAGUUUAGUGCUAGUGCAUAUUUUGCUGAUUGCAUUAAAUACAAAUGCACCGUUGGUCAAUACAUAGGAGAAAUGUGUCGGUAUAUUCUGGCAGUUCCAUCUAAAAAAGAGGAUCAGGAACAUAAUAUUAGAAUAAUUUUCGGUAAUGGAUUAAGACCACAGAUAUGGGGCGAAUUUGUAAAACGAUUCAAAAUUCCACGAGUACUCGAAUUUUACGGUGCAACUGAAGGCAAUGCUAAUGUCAUGAACAUUGACAACAAAAUGGGAGCAAUAGGGUUUGUUUCAAGAAUUAUACCAUCAGUAUAUCCCGUGUCUCUGAUUAAAGUAAAUGAAGAUGGAGAACCUGUACGUAACUCUAAAGGAUUGUGUCAAGUUUGUGAACCAAAUGAACCUGGUGCGUUUAUUGGAAAGAUCUCACCUAAUAAUCCAACCAGGGCAUUUUUAGGAUACGUGGAUAAAAAAGCAUCUGAGAAAAAAAUAAUUUACAACAUCUUCAUAAAAGGCGACUCUGCCUUUUUAUCAGGGGAUAUUCUUGUUGCCGAUGAAUUGGGAUAUUUGUAUUUCAAGGAUAGAACGGGAGAUACAUUUCGAUGGAAAGGAGAAAAUGUAUCGACUUCUGAAAUUGAAGGGAUAGUUAGUAAUCUCAUCGAUUAUCGAGAUUGCAUAGUAUACGGUGUGGAGAUUAAAGGUACUGAAGGCAAAGCAGGAAUGGCAGCAAUUUACGAUGAAGAUGGAAUAUUGGAUAUAAAUAAAUUAGCUGCUGAUGUUAAAGAACAAUUACCUGCAUACGCUAGGCCGCAAUUUGUCAGAAUUCUGACGAAAAUUGAUCUCACAGGAACAUUCAAACUGAAAAAGAAAGAUCUCCAGGAAGAAGGAUAUAAUCCGCACAAAAUUCAAGACAAACUAUAUUAUCUAGACGCGAAGCUCGGUUAUCAGUUAUUAACAUCAGAAGUUUAUGAUCAAAUUCUUCAAGCAAAAUUCAAGUUUUAAUUGAUAUUUUCUGGACAAAUACAAACUACAUAUAGCAAUAAUUGAUCUUUUACAAAGUGUACUAUGUAUACAUAGAUUACUAUUACAAAUGAAUCUCAGAGACCUGAUUAGGUAACUCAAAAAAGCAAAGCGACUACGAUAUCAGCAAACAGAAUUACAUUGCAUCAGUAUAUUUUCAAUGAAUUAUUAUUUACAAAUAGUUAUAUUUGUAUCAAGCUUCUUUUUAUUUAUUGAAUUUGCAG